Molecule: messenger RNA, 534 nt
Organism: Aedes aegypti (yellow fever mosquito)
Lineage: Eukaryota; Metazoa; Arthropoda; Insecta; Diptera; Culicidae
Gene: IFT20
Product: intraflagellar transport protein 20 homolog
Exons: 3
Coding region: 122-517 (131 amino acids)
Biological process (GO): protein localization to cilium; centrosome localization; intraciliary transport
Cellular component (GO): centrosome; intraciliary transport particle B; cilium
Source: RefSeq, a predicted model, not a curated record
UGAAACUUGCAUGCAAGGUAACCAUGGUAAUGGUUGAUCCAACAUUUUAAAUAAAGUUGAAUAAUGUUUAGAAUACUGUAUUUAUUGUGUAUGAGUUCUUCAGUAAAGUGCGGUUCUAGAGAUGAGUGAAGAAUUUGGAAAAUCCGGUCUUUAUAUCGAUGAUUUGUACACACUACGGGUGAUUGAUCCAGAAGUAGCCAACGAAACUAACGAGUUGAAGGAUGAGUGUGAACAGUUUACAGAUAGGCUGUCGGAGUUUCGUCGGAUAAUAGAACAGUUCACCAGCAUUGUGGAAAGUUUCGCAACCGAGGUAGACCACGAGAAAAUGCGAGCAAUAGGAAUCCAAAACUUGCUGAAAACAUUUUCCAAGCAAAGGGAAUCGGAGCAGCAACAAAUUCAGAGUGAAAUUAUCGAGAAAAUGGUCGAGCUGGACAAGCUGAAAAUCGAAUACCAAUAUCUGCAGAGAAUCGAAUCCGAGCAACAGGAAAUUAUUGAUAAUUUCUAUCAGAAUCAAUAAAAAUGUAACAAUUAGAA